ACCGCGCGCGGAGCAGCUGAGAGGGGAGCGUCAUGGCGGUGUAGAGAGGAUUACACUCAAUGUUUACUUUCUGUUUACCGUGUUUUUUCUGAUUACACUCUGGUUUACCGGCAACAGCGCGGAUCUUCUGCAGCCGCGGCGACAGCAGACGUGUGUGUGUUUCUUUGAGCCUCUGCUACACACACAGAGCGACUGAUCCAGGUUCAGGUCGGUCAGUGUGUUUGCCGUCAGUAGGACUGUGAUCCUCUCAGCUGCCGUCCUGGAGUCAUGGUCGAAGAGGUGCAGCAGAGUUUGGAGGCUCAUGGGAGCUCUGGACUGCAGGUCGAACAGGUCCCAUUUGCGCUGCUGCUCGGUGAGUGUGUGGAUCAUGUGGAGAAAACACAGGAGUGUGUCCUUGCCUUAACCAGCUACCGCCUUCACAUCAAACUGCAGGAGAACAGCAUCAGUGUUCCUCUGCAGCUGAUUGAGAGUGUGGAGAGUCAUGAACCGACGCAGAUUCAACUCACCUGUAAAGACUGUAAAGUCAUCAGGUGUAACUUCCUGUCUGUGGAUCAGUGUCAGGAUUGGCUGCGGAGGAUCAGUGCAGCGUCUGGACCGCCGGCUCGUCUGCAGGAACUCUUCGCUUUCAGCUUCCUGUCCUGCAGCAACAGUGUGACUGCAGAGGACAGAGAGGUGCAUGAUGGGAUAUGCAGAGCAGGAGGACACAAGCAGAGGUUUAAGCGAGAGCUGCAAAGGAUGGGCUUCGACACACACAGUGCCUGGAGAAUCUCCAACAUCAACAGCAACUACAGGGUUUGUUCCAGUUACCCGGAGCAGAUCUUGGUGCCGGCUGCAGUCACUGAUCAACAGCUGGAGAAUGUGGCGGCAUUCAGAUCAUGGAAGAGGAUCCCGGCCGUCGUUUACAGGCACCAGAGUUCGGGCGCUGUGAUUGGUCGAUGCGGGCAGCCAGAGGUCAGCUGGUGGGGCUGGAGAAACGCUGAUGAUGAGCAUCUGGUACAAGCCAUUGCUAAAGCCUGCGCUACAGAUCCGGCAGCAAACACAGCACUUGCUAACGGCUCCUGUGUUCACAAUCAUGCUAACGGCACCAUCAGUGGCUCCGAUCCUCACAUGGCCAAUGGAAAGGUAGAGGCGGAGCCAAGUGCCACGCCCUCUCAGAAGCUGUUAAUAAUGGACGCACGCUCAUACGCCGCAGCAGUAGCCAAUCGGGCUAAAGGAGGAGGCUGUGAGUGUCCAGAGUAUUAUCCCAACUGUGAGGUGAUGUUCAUGGGAAUGGCCAACAUCCACUCCAUCAGGAAGAGCUUCCAGUGUUUGCGGACGCUCUGCGCUCAGGUCCCGGAUCCACUAAAUUGGCUGUCGGCGCUGGAGGGCACAAAGUGGCUGCAGCAUCUGUCUCUGCUGCUGAAAGCGUCUGUGCUGGUGGUGAACGCAGUGGAUAGAGACCAUCGGCCCGUGCUGGUGCACUGCUCUGACGGAUGGGACAGAACACCACAGAUCCUGGCUCUGUCCAAACUCAUGCUGGACCCCUUCUACAGGACUAUAGAGGGUUUCGAGGUGCUGGUGGAGACGGAGUGGCUGGAUUUCGGUCAUAAGUUUUCAGAGCGCUGUGGUCACGGUGAGCGUGCAGACGAUGUGAACGAGCGCUGCCCGGUGUUCCUGCAGUGGCUGGACUGCGUUCAUCAGCUCCAGAGACAGUUCCCAUGCUCAUUCCAGUUCAACGAGGCCUUUCUGGUGAAGCUGGUGCAGCACACAUACUCCUGUCUGUUCGGGACGUUCCUGUGUAACAGUGUGAAGGAGCGAGAGGAGCAGCGCGUACAGGAGAAAACCUGCUCUGUUUGGUCUCUGCUGCGGCCUGCCAAUCAGUCCUUCCACAACAUCCUCUACUCUCCACGCUCAGAGACGGUCUUGCGUCCUGUUUGUCACGUGAGGAAUCUGAUGUUAUGGAGUGCUGUGUAUUUGCAUAACUCCGCCCCUUCCACACCCUCCGAUGAGUCAUGUGUGCCACAGUCCACUCCCUCAGCCUCACCCAUAGACACACCUGUGAGCAGGUUACCAAAGACUCGAUCCUAUGAAAACCUGUCCACAUCGUGUGAGAAUCUGACCCCGAACCGCCGCAGCAGUGACCCCAGUGUGAAGGAGAAGUGGCAGGAUCACCUGCUGGCCUUGAAGAUUAACGGAGAAAACACACACACAUCACCUCUGCAACACACACUCGCCUUAAACACCACAGCAGCACACACACAAAAAACCCUGGAGCUUUCUGUGACUGACAGCCAAAUAGAAAACACAGAACAGGAAGUGACAGAAGAGCUAAAUAGGAAGCUGGAGCUUCUGUGCAGCACAUCCGUUUCACAGGAUUCAUCAUUAAAUAUGAAAAACAAUGACCAAAUAUUUCCUGAGGACAUUUCACACAUAGACACUACAUCAGCAGAUGGAUUACAUCACAAAAUUACCCAUAAUCCUUCACAAUCCAGCAGCCAAUCUUCCAUGGAAAGCGAUUCCAGUUCAAACCACACAGCUCAGAAG
Danio rerio (zebrafish) is the source of this 2523-nucleotide messenger RNA. The record is from RefSeq and is a predicted model, not a curated record. NCBI's taxonomy places the organism in Eukaryota, Metazoa, Chordata, Actinopteri, Cypriniformes, Danionidae.